AAAAUCCUCUGAGUUGAGCUCAAGCUGCGCAAAAUCCCACCAUUUUGAACCUAAGCUGAAGUAGGCUCUGGAUGCUACGAGGCAUGGUGCCUUGGGUGAAAACAUAUGGAUGCCUCUGGAUGUAAAGUUGAGGUCUCUUAAACUGAGACAAGACUCUAAAGAAAGGGGUGCUUUUUUUGUGGCAUUUAAGAGCAAGGAGGUUGAAAGUGCUAAAUCUACAAAAGCACCCCUGAAGUUUGCAAAGGCAAUAUCUGUCCAUGCUUUAUCCCCAAACAAGUUCCUGGUCUUAAGCUCAGACGGAGAUCUGCAUCUCUUGUCCCUGGCCAAUCCUGUCCAUGGAUCGGAAAUUCCUUGCCACCUGAUGCAAUUGACUUGCACCAUGAAGGUUCAAAAGUUGACAGUUUUCUCUGACAUCUCAAUUGGAGCACAUACAGUUUGGAUUUCGGAUGGACACUAUACAGUACAUCUGAUGGUGAUAUCUGAUUCGGAUACUUCUGCUAGUGAAAGUGAUAAAAAAGACACUGAGGAAAAGCUAAUGCAAAUCUCAGUCAAUCAAGCAAUAUUUGCCAGUGAAAAGAUUCAAGAAGUUCUUCCAAUGGCUGAGAAUGCAAUAUUGAUUCUUGGACAAGGAAGCAUAUUUACUUAUGCAAUUUCCUAGUGGUGCUCAGCGGUUAAUCUCUGGAAUGGUGAAUCUUAUUCCUCUUUUGUUAACGAUUGAUGUUUGAGCAAUUUUCUUAUAAUUCUGUCAGAUUACAUGCACCCUACAACUACCCUUUGCAGUUCGGCAUCCAUG
Ilex paraguariensis (yerba mate) is the source of this 793-nucleotide messenger RNA. NCBI's taxonomy places the organism in Eukaryota, Viridiplantae, Streptophyta, Magnoliopsida, Aquifoliales, Aquifoliaceae. The record is from the annotation of a GenBank genome assembly.